UAAUUUAUCCCAAAAGAAAGCAAAAACAAAAAGGGAAAAGUGGCCGUUGGAGGGCGCGAUCUAAAAUCACGUACGAAUCAUGUGGUGCUGGACGUGGAUAACUUUCUUGCCUGCCCACCAUAAAAUCCAUUUGCUAUUUGGUGGUCUUUCAGUCUUCUUCUUCUUCUUCUUUCCUUUCCCCCCUUCAAUUUGCAGGCCAAGCCACGGUGAUAAUUAAUAGAUAGAUAAUGGGGAGCGUGAAGGUUUACGGGCCGGUGAUGUCGACGGCGGUGUCGCGGGUGCUGGCCUGCCUCCUGGAGAAGGAGGUGCCCUUCCACCUCGUCCCCGUCAGCCUCGCCAAAGCCCAUCACAAAUCCCCCGACUUCCUCAACCUGCAGCCCUUCGGCCAAGUCCCUGCCUUCCAAGAUGGUGACGUCACCCUCUUCGAAUCUCGUGCCAUUUGUCGGUACAUCUGCGACAAGUUUGUGGGCCAGGGAAACCAGAGCCUGAUGGGCCCCGAGGGCGGCGGCGCAGCGGGCCGUGCCGCGGUGGACCAGUGGGUGGAGGCGGAGGCGCAGAGCUUCAACCCGCCGAGCACCGCCCUCGUGUUCCAGCUCGUGUUCGCCCCGAAAAUGCGUCUGAAACAAGACCCGAAUGCGACGAGGGACGCUGAGGGACGGCUCAGAAAGGUGCUGGACGUGUACGAGCGCCACCUCGGUGGGAGUAGGUUUCUGGCGGGGGAGGAAUUCUCGCUUGCGGAUCUCUGCCACCUCCCAAAUGCCCACUACCUCCUCGCCGAGACCGACAGGGGGCAGCAGCUCCUGUGGUCGCGGAGGAACGUCGCGCGGUGGUGGGAGGAGAUCUCUGGCCGCCCCUCGUGGGCGAAGGUCGUCGAGAUGCGGCGCAAUGCAGCUGCUUGAAUUCUCUUUCCCUGUUUCUCUCACCCUCUAUCUGUUGUUGGUUUCUGUUUCUCGGCAGGAAAAUGCAGUUUGAAUCUCUCCGAAAUGUAUUGAAAGGGGAUUCAAAUCUCCAAGCUUAAGGAUUAAGCCUCCACAAGACAACCAUCUUUAAAUAAAAAUUUUAAAGCUUUUGCUAUGACAAAAA
Molecule: messenger RNA, 1083 nt
Organism: Ananas comosus (pineapple)
Lineage: Eukaryota; Viridiplantae; Streptophyta; Magnoliopsida; Poales; Bromeliaceae
Product: glutathione S-transferase F11-like
Exons: 3
Coding region: 228-899 (223 amino acids)
Cellular component (GO): cytoplasm
Molecular function (GO): glutathione binding; glutathione transferase activity
Source: RefSeq, a predicted model, not a curated record